Messenger RNA from Drosophila innubila, 641 nucleotides. RefSeq names its product glutaredoxin-C4. Bases 148 to 492 code for a protein of 114 amino acids. The transcript has 3 exons. The record is from RefSeq and is a predicted model, not a curated record. Gene Ontology annotation, cellular component: cytoplasm. Gene Ontology annotation, biological process: cellular response to oxidative stress. Lineage: Eukaryota; Metazoa; Arthropoda; Insecta; Diptera; Drosophilidae. Gene Ontology annotation, molecular function: glutathione disulfide oxidoreductase activity.
AACCACGCAUUGUUUAUAAAAAUUUGUCAUUAACUUAACCUCGAGAUCAAAUUCUACAACAGUUUACUUAGCAGUAGCAGUAAAACUAUAACAAAAUCCGAUUGCCAGGCGUUAUCCACGACCUCAAAAAAGUUUCCCUUUCCCUUAAUGGGAUUAAUUGAAAGUGCUCUAAGAAAACCACAAGUCAACAUGGACAGCGUUGAAGCUCAAUUUGUGCGCGAUGCAAUCGCCAAUAAUAAGGUCGCAAUUUUCAGCAAAAGUUAUUGUCCGUACUGCACAAUGGCUAAGGAGCCAUUUCGUAAGUUGAAUGUAAAUGCAUUGAUUGUGGAGCUAGAUGGGCGUAAGGAUGGCAAUGAAAUACAAUCGGUGUUGGGCGAGAUGACAGGCGGUCGCACGGUACCUCGCGUUUUUAUAGACGGAAAAUUUGUGGGUGGCGGUACGGAUAUUAAACGCAUGUACGAAAUGGGAACCCUGCAAAAGUACUUUGAAUAGUCUUAGUAUAAGUUGGUAAAUUUUGUUUAUUUUAAUGAAAAAUUGUACAAAUGGUGUAUCAUAAAUUGUAUUUUCUUACUAAGUAAAUUCAUUGCGGUUUUGUGGCAAAGCUUACAUCACUUAUUAAAAACAAAGAAUAAUGAUAUAAA